Didymodactylos carnosus is the source of this 786-nucleotide messenger RNA. NCBI's taxonomy places the organism in Eukaryota, Metazoa, Rotifera, Eurotatoria, Philodinida, Philodinidae. The record is from the annotation of a GenBank genome assembly.
AUGUUAUAUAUCUUACUUCUAACACUGAUUCUAACCGAUAUAUGUGGCUGUGAUAAGUCGCCAUCAAUAAACACAAUAACUAUUUCUUUGAAUGUGCAGAGAUAUGAUCAAGAAAGUGGAGAUUUAUUUGGACGAAUUCAGCUGAUUUUCCCGUUAGAAUUACUUGCAAAAAAUGAAACACCACUACUCUCAGUAACAUUAAUUGACAAAUUUACAAGUAAUGAAAAUACAUUUACAAUAACAAAGGGAAAACAAAUUCUUAAAAUUGAUUCCGUAUACGAAGCAGUGUAUUAUGAAGAAAUAAAGUAUCCAUUCGAUCAGACCAUUAUACUUCUAGGAUUCGAAAUACAAGAAGAUAUCACACAGCUACCAGUGUCUUUUAAUUGUACAUGUAAUGUUGAUAAUAUGAGCAUAAGAAUCAUAAGCACGGAUAAGUCUACAAGAUAUUAUGCAGAAAAACAAUUAGUAUUAACACGUGCAAUAUCUGUUAAGGUAUUUGCGUUAUUUACAACAUUAAUGUUUGUUAUCGUCGCAGUAAUGAUGAUCAUAUUAACAAGAAGAAUUAUUCAAUCAACUCAAGCCCCGCACAUGGGAACAUUGGGUUUAAUUGGAGCGUUACUAUUUGCUUUACCAGCAGUUCGUAGUAUACAAUCACUCGUACCACCGUUCGGUAUCAUAAUUGAUUAUGUUGGAUUUUAUAUUGCUGAAUUUACAUGCAUGAUUGCUUUGCUAACUGGCCUCGCUAUGUGGAUUAAUCGCCGACCAUUAACAAACUUAGAAGAUUAA